AUGCCGACGACGACGAUGACGUCGUCUGAGGCAGCGAUGACGACGAUGACGUCAACUGCGGUGGCGAUGACGACGACAACAACGUCGAGUACAGCGGCGGUGACGACGACGAUGUCAUCUGCAGCGGCAGCGACGACGUCGACAGCGACGGCGAUGGCAGCCGAUACAGCGACGAUGUCGACGGCAGCAGCGGUGCCAUCGGCCACGAAUUUAAUAACUAUAAAUACUGCCGAUUUGCAAAAUAUAAUAUAUGCCGCUAUUGCGGGCAUGCGUACAAGAGGGAGAGGAAGAGGACGUGGAAGAGGACGAGGAAGAGGAAGAGCAGGAAAGGGUAGUGGUAGGGGUAGAGGCGGUGGUCGCGGGACAAUAAGAGGAGGGGGGAAGGGCAUACAAGUCCACAAUUAUUAUUAUAAUUAA
Messenger RNA from Solenopsis invicta (red fire ant), 417 nucleotides. RefSeq names its product small nuclear ribonucleoprotein Sm D1-like. Lineage: Eukaryota; Metazoa; Arthropoda; Insecta; Hymenoptera; Formicidae. The transcript has 2 exons. The record is from RefSeq and is a predicted model, not a curated record. Bases 1 to 417 code for a protein of 138 amino acids.